Messenger RNA from Akanthomyces muscarius, 738 nucleotides. RefSeq lists its product as uncharacterized. Bases 1 to 738 code for a protein of 245 amino acids. The transcript is spliced from 2 exons. NCBI's taxonomy places the organism in Eukaryota, Fungi, Ascomycota, Sordariomycetes, Hypocreales, Cordycipitaceae. Gene Ontology annotation, biological process: protein targeting to membrane; peptidyl-L-cysteine S-palmitoylation. Gene Ontology annotation, cellular component: extrinsic component of endoplasmic reticulum membrane; endoplasmic reticulum palmitoyltransferase complex. The record is from RefSeq and is a predicted model, not a curated record.
AUGGCAGGAGCUCAUGGUCCCGGCGAAGGCUUUGCCAGAGACCUCGAGCGUGGCCGCGACGAAAAUGCUCCGCGCCUGUCCAAUGUCUCUGCCGGUGACGGCAUCGGCUCCGCUCUGUCGUCGACAAACUCGUCCAUCAUGGGCGACGAUAUCCAGGGCGACAUGGGCGAGGAAUGGGGCCCCCAGCAUCCUUGCUAUCCUCACAUCAACCCCCACGUGCCCGUGGAUUCGACGGAACAUGCCACGACGAGAAUCAUCCGCGUGCGACGCGACUGGCUCCUCCACGGCGACCUGGCACCGGCCUUUUCGAACCUAUACCCUGAGAUCCUCGAUCCCGCGGGCAUUUCGGAGCAGGAAUUCCGCAAGGUGAUUGGGAAGCUGAACACCGAGCUGGGCGAGGCGUUCAACCCGUAUGCUGGGCGCAACGUCGUGGACAGCGUCAUGGGCGCCCUCACCGGCUGGCUGUGGGACGACUUUGGUAUGACGGCGACGAAGAAGAAACUGGCGGCGCUGGAGAGGUGGAUUGAGCAGUGGAACACGGAGAUGCAAAAGUCCAUGUCCACCGAGGACACGGGGCUCGUGGCGGCUAAAAUCAUUUCCCUGCGACAAACGGGAUACAUGACUCUCGACAUCCAAAUACCAGAUCCAGAAAUUGCGCCGGCUCCUAGUACGGCUGGUGCAAACGAAUCCAGGACAGCGUUGUCGAUGGAGCCAGCAGCUUCUGCGAUCCCGGCAUAG